Molecule: messenger RNA, 2584 nt
Organism: Fonticula alba
Lineage: Eukaryota; Rotosphaerida; Fonticulaceae
Exons: 4
Coding region: 1-2370 (789 amino acids)
Source: RefSeq, a predicted model, not a curated record
AUGGCCGGGUCGAUGCUGCAGGCCGCCGGUUCGGCCCUGCUGGCCCGAUCCACACAUGCCCAGUCCCAGAGCACGGAAAUCAUCCUCCUGGUGCUGGCGUCCAUCGGUGCCACCAUCGCCUGGGCGGCCACCGCCAUCAAUGUGGCUCUGCACAUGGUCAACUGGCGCUGCGCCAUCCGACAGACGGCCCUGCUGCGCGUGGUCGGCCUGCUGGUGGUGUGGACCACCUGCUCGCUGAUCAUGGUCAUCUGGCCGGGGCAGAGCGGCCGCGCGGCCAAGCUCGUCAUGGACGCCUACGAGGCGGGCCUGGUGGUGCAGCUGGGGUCCCUGACCAAGGCCUUCGCGGGCGGCGACCACCGGGCGGACCGGAUCAUCCGCCGGGCAUGCCGGUCGGCGGAGCUCCGGCGCAAGCCCCUCCGACGCCUGGCCCUGCGCCACCACCAGCUGCUGCUGCUGAACUAUGCCUUCGUCAAGGUCAUCAGCACGGUGGUGUGGCUGCUGCUGACGUCGCCCUUCCGGCCGGCCUCGCCCCUGGCCCCGGCAUGGGUCCGGCUGAUCAUCGAUCUGGCCACGCGCCUGGUGUCCGGCGGGGCCCUGCUCGGGGCCAUGGCCGCCCUGCUGGCCGUGUACUUUGCCCUGCUGCCGCACUACCGGCGCUUCAGCCCGCUGCAGUACCUCAAGCGCCUGGACAUCCACCACCCGGACCGGGUGCACGCCACCCAAACCCUGGGCCUGCUGAAUGCCACCCAGCUGGGGCUCAUGUGCGAGCGGCCGGGCGCCCUGCUGGGCCCCGGGCAUGGGGCCUCGGCGGCUGGGAGCCCGCGCUCGGACGGCCCGCUGCGCCUGCUCCCCCGCCGGGGCGCCUGGCCGCCAGGGCGCGAGGUGGACCAGUGGCUGCGGGCCGAUGGCGGCGCCGGCGGGCCGGUCGUCCCGCUGGGCCCACUGUCCCCGGACGCGCCUCCGGCCGAGCCCCGGCCCUGGCAACGCGCCUGGCCCCCGGUCAAGGAGGUCCCGGACGCCGGGGAGCCCCAAGACCCGGGGGCCUCCUGUGGCCCGGGGGACACCUCCGCCGGCCUCUGGCUCGGGGACAUGUCUUCCGACGUGGGCAGCCUGUCCCCGAGCGACUCGGACCCCGGCUUCGGCGGCGGGUCCACCACCGACCCGGACCUCGGCCUGGACGAUGAGGACGACCCGGAGGCGGAGGAGGACCAGCAGCUCGACCGCGGGGGGGAGUCGGAGGCUCGGCGCCUGGCGCCGCUGCGGUCGUCCGGCCCCCGGAAGCCGCCGGCCCCGGGGCAGGACCUCCUGUCCGAGGAGGACCGCUUUCUCGGGGAGGACGGCCGCCUGUACCCGGCCCAGGGGAUCGGCACCAUGCGCCGGGGCUAUGCCGCCUCGCUGGGCCGGAAGUCGGUCACCCGCAAGUUGGCGGCCAUCAAGCUGACCAUCGCCCUGCGCGUGGUGGUCACCGGCAUCUUCGUGGGGCUGCAGUUUGCCCUGGCCCCGCGCUCGGGCACCGGGCCGAGUGCCACGGUGGCCGCCACGGCCGCCAUGGUCGGCCGCCUGCUGGCCCGGGCGGAGGGCUCCAGCCCCGGGCCGCUGGCCGCCAGCCUGCUGGCCGACAGCGCCGCCACCGGGUAUGACGAGUGGGAGGAGUUCCUCGUGCGCGUGGAACACGUCGUCUUCUGCCUGGUCCUGGCCCUGGCCUCGGUGAUCUUCAAUGCCACGGUCUUCAGCUACCGGGAAUUCAGCCUGAAGCCCUUCCUCCGGGCCUUCCGCGGGAUCAGCCGCUCGCUCGGGAACUUCCCCUCCGGGCCGCCGUCACCCGGGCCGCCCGGGGCCGAGGACCUCCCCCGGCCAGGCGCCGGGCCACUGUACGAGUACCCGGCCACCGCGCGCAUCCUGGCCCGCUGGCAGCAGGGCACCCUGCCGGAGGCCGGCGCCCCGGGGCCCCAGGGCCCAGUCGCCUGGCCGCCGGAGCACUCGGUCAACGCCACCCCGGAGCAUGGGCCCCUGCGCGGGGCGGACCUGCUGCCGAUGUCGGCUCUGGCGGGUGCCACCUUGCGGGCCGCCCCCGACGCGAGACAGGCCGGACCGGGGCCUGCCAUGGUGGCCGCCGUCGCCGCCGCCGCCACCGGCCCGGAGGACAUCUGGCGCCAAAUCGACCAGGCCCUCGAGAGCGGCCCCUCAGCGGCCGGGUCCCCGGGCGGCGCCCAUGCCCAGUCGCCCUCCUGGUCCGGGCCCGGGUCCCCGGCGGCCGGGGUCCUGCGGAAUAUGUCCACCGUCCGGGUGCUCAGCGGCCCGACGGCCAUGCUGCUGCCGCCGAUGGCCGCCCGUGGGGCCGCUCCCCCGCCGCAUGGUGGCCGAGUCUAAAGCGAGCCUGGCCGUGGGGAAAUAGCGCCCGCUGCCCGGGCGGGGGGAGGGGGGAGGGAGGAGGCCAGCUUGUGCCGCUCCCGUCGACCCCCGGGGCGGCCCUCUCACGCGCAAGCCGCGGACCAAUGUCCCGCCAGUCAGGGGCACACGGGUGUCACCCUCCAUGCGAUGGUGCCUGGCCUUGUUGUGUGGGACCGGUACACUCGGGCCGGCA